AUCAUCGGGAAUAGGGCGAACGAUGACUGCGUUCGGAAUCGCACUGACUCUAUUCGUACACAUUUAACUCGGGCUGCACAAUAUGAGCAUCGUCAUCGCAACGUUGGCGUAUUGACAUGCCGUCAAUCAACUGGUUGCACGUGCUAAUGAGCUUAGCACUGAUGUUACGCUAAAUUAUAACCCAUCAAACAACACGCACAGUGCAGCCCAGAAUGUUGUACACACACUUUCAAACUUUAUUUUGAACUAUUAAUGAGGACACAGGAAAUAUUUCCACACCUGCAUUUACUGUAUCUCUUUUCAGAAUGUGACGAACGAACAGAUUACUUCAGGUGUAUACGACAUGUUUUGCUUAAGCUAAUGCACUCACAUGUGGAAAUAUUAAUGCAUAUGUGAGAACGUAAAUUAAAAAAACCAAAUGACUAGUGUUAGGAAUGUGCUAAUGACUACCGUAUAACUGGGCGUGACAAGAAAUGAUGUCUGGCGGGACCUUUGCUUCAUACUGCUGUGCGUUUAAAUACAGGUGGACUCCAUACGAAUGUCUCCGUAUACGUUUGUGCUUUACUGCGUGCUGGUUUUCACGUUCCGUGCAUGUUAUCUUGCAUUUUUUAACCUGGCGAUAUACAGUUUACAUACCGUAGCAGAAUUUAUGAUUUCUUGGCCAUUUUUCUGAGAAUACGAAUGAUACCAGCGGAACGGUGGACAGUGCCUUCAAAUUCUUCUUUUUGCAUUGUUUCCCCACUUUAAUGUUUAAAGGUCAGAGGACAAAGAUGUUCCAAAUUGUUCUCGCUAACCCUAGAACCCCUUUACAAACCACAUCUGCCAUUUCGAAGAUUGAAAUCGAUAAAUGUGAUUCGGAACGCGCCUUCCGGUCUUGGGCUCUAUCCGGCGCCGUGACGUCACACGAGCCAAACAUCCUGUUCAUUCGCUGUUGUGCGCUACUGUUCCAUGCUGUUGUUCCUGUCCUUGCAUGUUUGUCGCCGUAGGAUUUAGCGAUGUCACGAUGGUUUAUUGUGUGGCGUCGGGUUGCCUCUCUGAAAACCAGUGUACUCGGUGCCGCACGUUGUCGUCGUCGUCGAUGUCGGCGGGGUUACCCUCGGUAAUAGUGAACGGAUAUUUUGGGGUAACCGAAAGGCGCCACAUGACGACAGAGCGUCAAAAAGGCCGACUGACGAGUCUGAAGGAGCCGCCGCCCAUGGCGGGAUGCUGGGAAGCCAACGCAAAGCUGCGGCUCGCUCACAGGCUCUACGAGGACGCCCUCGCCGGACCCGAGUCCGUCGCCAACAUCGGAGAUGUCUUUUAUAGCGGAACAGCAGACGGGAGGAUCGUGAAGCUGAUCGGUGGAAGGGUUCACACGGUGGCCAGACUGGGAAAGCCUCCCUGUGGGUCUGCGGAGGACGAGGUGACCUGCGGGAGACCCCUGGGGAUCCGAGUGGGACCCAACGGGACUUUAUUUGUAGCAGACGCCUACUUGGGCGUCUUCGAGGUCAACCCCACCACAGGCGAGUCGACUCGGCUGGUGUCGGGCGGUCAGGUGGUGGGCGGCAGGAAGUUGCUGUUCAUCAACGACCUGGCGGUGACGCAGGACGGCAAGAAAUUGUACUUCACCUCCUCCAGCAGCAGGUGGCAGCGUAGAGAUUACCUGCACCUCAUUAUGGAGGCCACGGCCGACGGACGGGUGUUGGAGUACGACGCGGAGAGCGGAGAGCUGAGCGUGGUCAUGGACAACCUGCGAUUCCCCAACGGCAUCCAGUUGCUUCCCGACGAGGAGUCCGUCCUGGUGGCCGAAACCACGAUGGCCCGAAUACGCAGGGUCCACGUGGCGGGUCUAAACAAGGGUGGCAUGGACACGUUCAUGGACAACCUUCCCGGUUUCCCCGACAACAUCCGGCCCAGCUCCAGCGGCGGCUACUGGGUGGCCAUGUCCGCCGUGCGCCCCAACCCUGGAUUCUCCAUGUUGGACUUCCUGUCGCAGAGACCCUGGAUCAAGAAGUUCCUCCUCAAGCUCCUGAGCCAGGACGCGAUGAUGAAGUUGGUUCCUCGCUACAGCCUGGUGGCCGAGCUCCACGACGGGGGCAUCUGCUCGCGGAGCCUCCACGACCCCGACGGGUCGGUGGCGGCGUACGUGAGUGAGGCGCACGAACAUGACGGGAGUCUCUACCUGGGAUCCUUCCGCUCGCCCUACCUCGCCAAGCUGGACCUGAGCCUCGUGUGAUGUCCGCCUCUGGGCGGCCGGGAACCCGUCGCCCACGCGACAGUCUUUUUGUUUCUAAUUUUCCACUUGUGUCGCUUCGAUGUCAAACCCUCUUCCUUCUUCUUUCCUUCAUAAUGUCCUCCUUCCUUCCUUCCUUCCUUCCUCCCUCCCUCCUUUUUUUGUCUCGAUGUUGAAGUCAAACGAUCGAGUUGAAAUACAGUGGAUCAAAAAAUG
This is a messenger RNA of Phyllopteryx taeniolatus (common seadragon), 2428 nucleotides long. It is a transcript of the gene apmap, whose product is annotated as adipocyte plasma membrane associated protein. The transcript is spliced from 8 exons. The record is from RefSeq and is a predicted model, not a curated record. Lineage: Eukaryota; Metazoa; Chordata; Actinopteri; Syngnathiformes; Syngnathidae. Gene Ontology annotation, biological process: biosynthetic process. Gene Ontology annotation, molecular function: strictosidine synthase activity. Bases 971 to 2215 code for a protein of 414 amino acids.